GUCAAUGUAAAUUGGGCUUGUUCACUGGCCCGCGCCCCACUCGAUCGAAGAAAUAACGUUUGUGCAGAAGAGCCGCAGGGGGACCCGACGAAGGACCUUAUCCUCCAAGCCGAAGCAGAAGUUCAGCACAGCCAUGGCGUUGCUAACAGCAAGAGCACUGCCAAUGACACCUCAACGGCUCAGCACCAGUUCUCUUUUCUCGUCUUCUCAAUCUGAAACCCUAGACCUUUCUCUCCUCUAUUCAACUCCUUCCCUCUCAUUCUCUGCCACCACUUCCUCUCCACCAAUCCCAUUUGUGUAUUGCGGAAGAGGAGACAAGAAGACUGCCAAAGGGAAGCGAUUCAACCACUCAUUUGGCAAUGCGAGGCCACGGAACAAGAAGAAAGGUAGAGGACCGCCCAGGAUACCAGUUCCCUCUUCUCCACCAAAAAAAGAUAGCUUUGAAGAUGAUGCUGUUGUCACGAUUGAGAUCGAUGAGUCUCUGAGCUAAAUAUGAUCCCAUAUGAUUUUCACUCUCUGUAGUUUCUAAGCCUUGAAUUUGCUUUUUCUUCUUUUCUUACUAUUUAUGAUUAGUAUUGUAUGUGUUACCUUGCUAAUUACAGUUUCAAAUUCGCAUCCAUGGAUCUAUUUCUCUUA
Hevea brasiliensis (rubber tree) is the source of this 636-nucleotide messenger RNA. Its product is annotated as 30S ribosomal protein S31, chloroplastic. The coding region runs from base 134 to 490 and encodes 118 amino acids. Gene Ontology annotation, cellular component: plastid; ribosome. The transcript is spliced from 3 exons. Gene Ontology annotation, biological process: plastid translation. NCBI's taxonomy places the organism in Eukaryota, Viridiplantae, Streptophyta, Magnoliopsida, Malpighiales, Euphorbiaceae. The record is from RefSeq and is a predicted model, not a curated record.